GUGGUGGUGAACAACCCAUAUCAGGGUUCUCAGAGCCACAAGAUUAUGGCCUUCCCCAUUCGAUCGUCCACACGGUUCAUUUGUUCAUUACUUCAUUUGUUCUCUCUUGGGUGUUUUGGAUUCCCACUCUAUGCUCGAACACCACAAGCCUUCAGAUUUUUAAUUAAUCUUAAAGCCAUCGUGCUGGUUUUUACUGACCGACUCAUUGCCUCUUCUCUCCCGCUGUCUUUCUAAUUUUAUUUGGUCAAUCUCCCACUGCCAACUGCCAAGCUGUGUCUGAACUCCAAUGCCAGGAACCAUCCAAGUUUCAGUUCUGGGUUUUAUGGAUUUUCCCCCUUCAUCACCCUCUUCGUCAGUAUCUGUAAAAGUUUCAAUCGGGAAGGAUGAGUAUCAGACUUGGGGAAAGGGGGACUUCUCUUUCCCAUUAACGACCCUUCGCAAAAAUUUGAUUGUCACACUGUUGGAUCAAGAGGGAAAUGCAAUAUCACACACAGGCAUUGAUACAAUGUUGGUAGUUGAAAAGGGUUCGUGGGAACAAAUUUUCCCUUUUGAAGGAGGUGGGCAUGUGCAUAUGAAGCUGCAGUUCAUCCUCAGUGAAGAAGAGCGUAAUCAAAUUCGUAUAAUGAGAGAAUCUGCAUUGAAGAAGAAAAUCAAGAAAUAUGAUUCAAAAACAAGCCUUCCUCAUCUUGAAGCUGUGAACAUUGAAGAGGUAGCCAUGCAAGCUGAUCAAAUGUUGCCCAAUAGCUCUUCCAAAGAUUCACAGUACAGUACUGGCCACAAAGAAGGAACUCCUGAUUUGAAGCAAGCAGCCCCAGAUAGAAGUCAGGAAGCUGUAUUGACAGCUUCCAUGCCAAAACAAGUUCAACACCAAAUAACUGAAAGAGAAUUCAUUGAGAAGAUUUUUCCUGAGUCUCCUGGUCCUGAUGCUUCAGCACAAUAUCUUCAUUCACUAGAAGCUUCAACUUUGUUCAAAUGCUCAGAAUCAGCUGUUACUACAAACAAUGGAUCAGGUUUUCCCAAUCAGGAGAAAGACACGGAUGAUAGAUCUGAGGAGAUAUCAAGUUCACAGGAGAGCUUUCCUAGUAAUGUUAGGAAAAUGAUAAGUGCCCUCGAAAAUAGUUCGACUCAGAAUACAACAUCUCAGAUCAAUCCAACAGCAACAAAAUCUCAAUCUACCACCCCAUAUCCUAUUAAGGCCUUGCAUUUGAAGGAAAAUAAGUCUGGGAAGACUAAAUUAGCACAGCGGAGUUCAGAUAUGGGGGAGUUGCGACAAACCUCAACAAAAACAAAGAAAAGAAUAGAGCAGUUUGGUUUCCAUAGCGCACUAAAUGAGACUCAACCAUUUCAGGAUACAAGGCAGUUAGGGUUUAGCGGACAGCACAUUCAAUCUGAAGGAGGCAACCCAAGUUUGAAGAAUAAAAAUGACAUAGCACAAGAAGUUGUAGAUGUGAAGGAAGAGAGGAAAUCUCUGGGACAUUUGACAAAAGGAUCUACUAUUGAAACAGAUAUGGACUUGGGAAGAACCUUAAAUGAUCAUAGGGUAGAGCACCAACUCUUUAGCCUGCAUGAAAAGGUUAGUAAAGAAGCUGCGAACCUUAGACUGAAAUCCGUAGCAUAUUAUGGAGACUCCUUUGAAAGCUCUGGUUCAUGGAUAUUCCUUGAUGAAAGAGCAAGACGGUUAUGUAUAACAACUUGUUGUACAAACGUGAUCAAUCUACUUGGAAAUUGUAGUAUUGAAGCAACAAUGGAACAAAAAGACAUGAAGUUUCUGCCACUGCAAGAUGUGGGGGAGCAUGGUAUGCAUGGUAGUUCUGAUGUUGAAGCAAAUAUAAUGGAGAAGACAUCUCCCACUGACGGGCCAAAGCUUGAGAGUGCAACAUAUGUUGAAACUUCUCAAGGAUCAAUUGGACAGGCAAUAAAAAUAGCAAUCAUGGUAGGCUUUGGAAUGCUAGUUCUCCUUACCAGAGAAAGAUAAAAAUAGGAGCUUACAUAAAUCUACAAUAACCAGCUUCAAAUCCUCUACUUUAUACUUGUCACUUGCUCUUUGCAUGUAUGAUAUGAAAUGUUAAAAUUCUAAGCAUGCAAAGAGCAAAUUUUUGAAUGUGUAACUAUCAUGUUUGUAAUGAUUUUUGGGUUCAGUCAUUCCAAUGUCAAGGUUAUCAAUAUUUGUGAGCUAUACUCAAAUCCCCGAUGAAUUUUUAUUAUCAGUGAGACCCUGGGCAUAACAUUCUCAUUUCUUCUUC
This is a messenger RNA of Malania oleifera, 2243 nucleotides long. RefSeq lists its product as uncharacterized. The record is from RefSeq and is a predicted model, not a curated record. Lineage: Eukaryota; Viridiplantae; Streptophyta; Magnoliopsida; Santalales; Ximeniaceae. The transcript has 12 exons. Bases 287 to 1975 code for a protein of 562 amino acids.